GUGCCUGCUGCGUCGAGUCUGCGCGGCGGUGCUGUUGAACGCGGUUGUGUGAAAAUGUCUAGCGACGGACCCCCGGGAGCCGAGACCAGCCCGGAGCUGGGCGCCUCCGCCGCGGCGCUCAACACAUGGAGCCACGCUGAGCUACAGGCCAAGCUGGCGGAGAUCGGGGCGCCGGUAAUGGGCCCUAGAGAAGAGUUAAUAGACAGGUUGAAAAAUUACAUGAUGCAGACUGGAAUCAUGUUGAAUAAGCCCAACAUACCUGGUGGAGAUGACAAAGGCAUGCCCACGAUUCCAGGUCUGCCACCCAUGCCCCCAAUGCCAUCCAUGCCUCUCCCCCCAGGAAUGGGCAUGCUGCAGGCUAUGGGAAUGAUGGGAGGGCCCCCACCUGGCAUACGCUUGGGCCUAGAGCCACCAGGUGUUCCUCCAGGAGUACCCCCGGGAGUGCCUCCAGGAGUACCCCCAGGCAUGCCACAGGAAGAUCAGCUGAAGAUGGCCCAGCAGAGAGCUGCCAUGAUGAUGCAGCAAGAGGAGAGGGCCAAUCAGGAGGACAUGAAGGAGCAGGAGCUUCUCGAGCAGCAGAAGAGAGCUGCACAGCUGCUGGAGCAUGAGCGACAGCAAGAGAUGGCUAAGAUGCAGGGAGGACCGCCAGGCACAAGAGGGCUAGAGCCAGGACCAGGACCCAACCUGCUGCCUCCUCUGGUUCCACUGAGGGUCUUGACGACUAGUGCCCCACCUCCUCCUGGUGCUUCAGUGAUUUCACAGAGCAAUCAGAGGCAGAGGGUUCCACCUCCACCUGGAGAGGAUGGUAGAGAGAUGUGGGCGAAUGAUGAGGUUGGCAUUGGCCCAAAGAUCCCGCAGGCUCUGGAGAAGAUCCUGCAGCUGAAAGAGAUGAGGCAGGAGCAGCUCACUAUUGCCCCUACAGAAGAGGAUGAUGAUGGCACAGAGAUGGAGAUAAACAAUGCUGCUCGAGGAUACUCAGACGACGAAGAUGAGGGUACCCUGUCUAAAAAAGAUAAAAGCCGCAGACGUAGAAACCGUAAGAAGAAGAACAAGAAGAAGAAGGAUAGAGAGGAAGAGCAGAAGGAGACUGAGAAGGAGAAAGAGAAAGAGAAGGAGCCAGAAGUGGAGAUAGAGUACGUCACAGAGGAGCCGGAGAUCUAUGACCCUAACUACAUUUUCUUUAAGAGGAUCUUCGAAGCUUUCAAGCUGACAGAUGAGAUAAAGAAGGAGAAAGAGAAGGAACCGGAGAAAGCAGAAAAGCAGGAAAGCACCUUGCUGAGGAAGAAGGGAUUUUUGGAGGAGAAGAAAGACAGUGACGACAGUGAUGAGGAAUUGAAGCCAGAUGCACCAAAGCUGUCUAAGAAGAAGCUGAGGAGGAUGAACAGACUGACUGUGGCUGAGCUUAAACAGCUGGUGGCACGUCCAGAUGUGGUAGAGAUGCAUGAUGUGACUGCUCAGGAGCCCAAGCUGCUGGUGCACUUGAAGGCCACCAGAAACACUGUGCCUGUGCCCCGCCACUGGUGCUUCAAGAGGAAGUACCUACAGGGCAAGAGGGGUAUCGAGAAGCCUCCAUUUGAGUUACCUGAGUUCAUUAAACGCACCGGCAUCCAGGAGAUGAGGGAAGCUCUGCAGGAGAAGGAGGAUGCCAAAACUAUGAAGACCAAAAUGCGUGAGAAGGUUCGGCCCAAGAUGGGAAAGAUUGACAUUGACUACCAGAAGCUCCACGAUGCUUUCUUCAAGUGGCAGAUCAAGCCAAAGCUGACUAUCCAUGGAGACUUGUACUAUGAGGGUAAGGAGUUUGAGACACGGCUGAAGGAGAAGAAGCCUGGUGAUCUGUCGGAUGAGCUGAGGAUCGCUCUGGGCAUGCCCACUGGACCUAACUCCCAUAAAGUUCCCCCACCGUGGCUUAUUGCCAUGCAGAGAUACGGCCCUCCCCCCUCCUACCCUAACCUCAAAAUCCCAGGUCUCAACGCCCCCAUUCCUGAGAACUGUUCCUUUGGGUAUCACGCUGGAGGCUGGGGUAAGCCCCCUGUUGACGAGACUGGGAAACCUCUCUAUGGAGAUGUGUUUGGAACAAACGCUGUAGAUUUUCAGGCCAAAGCUGAGGAGGAGGAGGUGGACCGCACCCCAUGGGGUGAGCUCGAGCCAUCUGACGAAGAAUCCUCAGAAGAAGAAGAGGAGGAAGAAAGUGACGAGGACAAACCAGACGAAACUGGUUUCUUCACACCUGCCGACAGUGGCAUGAUCACUCCUGGUGGGUUCUCCUCUGUUCCUGCUGGUAUGGAGACCCCAGAACUGAUUGAACUCAGGAAGAAGAAGAUUGAAGAGGCAAUGGAUGGAAAUGAGACUCCACAGCUGUUCACAGUGCUGCCUGAGAGGAGAACAGGCCCAGUGGGAUCAGCCAUGAUGGCGUCCACACACAUCUACGACAUAUCUGCGGCGGCCGCGGGCCGUAAGGUGGGCGGUGUGUCUGGUUUGGGGGGCGACUCUCAGGGUGUGGAGGUCGCUCUCGCUCCCGAGGAGUUGGAGCUAGACCCCAUGGCCAUGACGCAGAAGUACGAGGAACAUGUGCGCGAGCAGCAGGCCCAGGUUGAGAAGGAGGACUUCAGCGACAUGGUGGCUGAACAUGCGGCCAAACAGAAGCAAAAGAAGAGGAAGGGUCAGCCGCAGGACACUCGCACCGGAGCCAAGAAAUACAAAGAGUUCAAGUUUUAGGCAGGAGAGAAUCGUGAGACCACCGAUAUUCAUGCUUUCUGUUUUUCUUUUUAAAGUGAGUCAGUAGAAACGGGCCGUGUAUGUGUACGCUGAUCCGCAGCAGUUUUUCAUUUUCCAACAUGUUUUGUAAAUAAAAUAUAAAUUCAUGCCAUUUUAA
Molecule: messenger RNA, 2872 nt
Organism: Astyanax mexicanus (Mexican tetra)
Lineage: Eukaryota; Metazoa; Chordata; Actinopteri; Characiformes; Acestrorhamphidae
Gene: sf3b2
Product: splicing factor 3b, subunit 2
Exons: 22
Coding region: 55-2715 (886 amino acids)
Biological process (GO): mRNA splicing, via spliceosome
Cellular component (GO): U12-type spliceosomal complex; nucleus; U2 snRNP
Source: RefSeq, a predicted model, not a curated record